Pectinophora gossypiella (pink bollworm) is the source of this 2310-nucleotide messenger RNA. It is a transcript of the gene serpin-2, whose product is annotated as antichymotrypsin-2-like. The transcript has 8 exons. Lineage: Eukaryota; Metazoa; Arthropoda; Insecta; Lepidoptera; Gelechiidae. Gene Ontology annotation, molecular function: serine-type endopeptidase inhibitor activity. The coding region runs from base 13 to 1320 and encodes 435 amino acids. The record is from RefSeq and is a predicted model, not a curated record.
CGGCGGCAAGCAAUGAUGUCACCGUAUGGCGUAUGCCCGGGCUCUCACACUAGCAGUCAUACCCUCGCGUUGACUACUCGUGUGUUUAAUAUUAAUAUUCACAGUAUUAUUCGUAUAAAAUAUCCCAACUUAUAUAUUUCAGCUUCCCUACUAUACCUCCUACAAGUAAGCCCGCUAGUUAAAAUGGAUUCCAAAGCUAUAUCCGCAAACAUCGCAAAAUUCGCCGUCAAAUUCUGCAAUGAGUUGGAUAAGGACAAGAGCGUGGUGUCGUCCCCAUUGUCGGCAGAGUUCGUGUUGGCGCUGCUGGCUCUUGGCACCAGCGAUCCAGCUCACGCUGAGCUGCUGACCGCCCUCGGCAUCCCCGACGAUGACGCUAUUCGAUCGUCGUUUUCUUCAGUGUCUGCGAAAAUAAGGUCGUUGAAGGGCGUAACUUUGAAUGUGGCGAACCGCGUGUAUGUGAAGGAGGGGCCUCAUGAACUGCAGCCCAAACUACAGGAGGAUGCCGUGAAGGUCUUCGAUGCUGGCAUCGAGAAGAUUGACUUCGCUAAGAGCACCGCUGCUGCCCAGCAGAUUAACCAAUGGGUUGAAAGCAAAACUAAUAAUAAAAUUAAGGACCUCAUCGCACCGGAUUGUCUCGGCGAAGAUACACGACUGGUUCUAGUCAACGCUCUCUACUUUAAGGGUACUUGGAAGAAGAAGUUUGACCCGCAGUUAACUACGCCCCUGGAUUUCCACGUCACCGCUAAAAAGACAAUUCAAGUACCAAUGAUGUUCAUGGAUGGGAAAUUCAAUUAUGAUGUUUCUGACGAGCUCAAUGCCGAGAUGUUAUCGAUGCCGUAUGAAGGAGAAGAAUCGAGCCUGGUGAUUAUUCUCCCGAAAGAAAUCGAAGGUUUGAACAAUGUGAUGCAGAAGCUAGCGGAUGGCUAUGACCUUAUGAAGGACCUUGACAGAUUGACUUCCCCGGGAGCUUCAAUGAAGGUGGAGGUCACCGUACCCAAGUUCAAGAUCGAAACCGAAUUGGAUCUCAACACCCUGCUUCCGAAGCUCGGGAUCAAAUCGAUAUUCAACCGUGUUUCGUCUGGCCUUGACAAGUUGUUGACCCCUCCAGAGCCUUUGUACGUGUCCAAAGCCAUUCAGAAGGCAUUCAUUGAAGUGAACGAGGAGGGAGCUGAAGCGGCGGCGGCUACUGCAAUGAUGGUGAUGUGCAGAAGUGCGUUCAUGGAACCGCCGAAGCCGCGGUUCGUGGCGGACCGACCAUUCCUGGCUGCCAUCAUGGUGGACGGCGCCCCUUACUUUGUCGCCACCUACCACGGACUUUAAAGUCUAAACUGUGAUAACUAUAAUAAUUAAUAUCCUACAAAAUUGUUUGCACUCUAUGUAGUAUUAUAUAUAAGUAUUGGUCUAUUCUUUUAAAUAAACAUUUAUAUUUAAGUAUUUAGCUAGUAGUUUUAGUCAUAUUUAUUUUUACAUUUAAACAUAUUUCCUUACCUAUAUUAAAAUAUGAAAUAAUAUAUUCCCUCCUUGUAAUCUAUUUUUGUAGAGGUAGCUAUAUGAUGGACUGUGAGGCCUGGCCUGCCGAUCGCUAAUCGACAGAACGUGCGUUCUUUAUAAAAAGUUGGUGAACAAUAUUUUUGGAAUUCAUAAUACCUAUCUGCAUAAAAUUAUCGUAAAACAUUACACAUCUAUAACUUUAACAUUGAUAAUGAUAAAUGUCCAAAAAAAGCAUGUGCAUGAUAAUAUUAUCUUAAUUUGGGUACAUGUUGUUUUAAAAUUUAUAAUUAUAAUUAUUUGGUUUGUCGGAGGUACAUCCAGUAGGGCUAUGCGCAACGUGAUAAAAUUUUAUCACGGUCAUUUUAUCGAUUCUGACGAUAUAAUUAUGUCAUUUUGUUGAUUGGUGCUAAUAUGUACCAAAUACGUCAUGUAGUUUUGACAAAUUACGAACAAAAUCACGUUGCACGCAUGAUAGAAAAAAAAACUUAUCGAUUUCGACAAAAUGUAUUUAAUCGAUCGAUAAUUUUAUCACGUUGCACGCGUUAGCCUUGCAGAUGAAUAGCGGUACCGAUUGUUUUAACCUGUGGUUUUAACGGUGGUGUUUAAAGUGUGUACCAUAUUGCCGCCGAAGCCGCGAUUCGUGGCUGACCGACCUUACCUGGCUGCUAUCAUAAUGAGCGGUGACCUAUAGGUCACCUUCGUGGUCACCUAGCACAGAAGUUAUACUGUGAUAUUAUUAUCUACAAAAAUGCUUGUACUCCAUGUUGUAUCGCAUAAUUAUAAGUCUAUUUUUUUUAAAUAAACAUGUUUAUUUAAAUA